AUGGGGAUCCAUGGUCCUCGGGGACCCUACUCAGCACUAUUGCUCCUGCUGCUGCUGCUGCUGCCUCCCCCACUUUUUAAAGCAGGAAGUUUCCAGCACCCAGGACCUCGCUGGAGAAUCUUCAACCAUCUGGGCCAUGGCUUUAAAAAGGGCCACUACCGCCGUGGCCCAGGCACCAGGCAUCAGUGGCGCCAGGGGCAGACCGAUAAGGGUUGCCAGGGCGUACUUGACCUCUACUUCAUCAUAGACAAGUCAGGCAGCGUGAACAACAACUGGAUUGACCUCUAUAUGUUUAUAGAGGACAGCGUGAAGAAGUUCCAAAACCCAAAUACACGAAUUUCCCUCAUCACCUACUCUACUGGUGCCGACAUCAUUUUGCCACUCACCGCAGACAGAGAUGACAUAAGGAAGGGUCUUUCAAGACUGCAGAGACUAAUACCUGAGGGGCAUACAUUCAUGCAGUAUGGAUUUAAAAAGGCAAUUCAGCAGAUGAAACAAGUCAGUGCUGCAGAUGAAAAGGUUACCAACAUGAUUAUCGCUGUGACUGAUGGAACACUGAUGCCACAUGCAAUGCAGGAGACUCUAGUUGAAGCUCAGAAGGCUCGGGAUUUGGGGGCAACUAUUUACACUGUGGGCGUGGCCGAGUAUGACAGUGAUCAGAUAAAAGAAAUCGCAGACAGCGAAGACCAUGUAUUCGGAGUAGAAAAUGGCUUCAAAGCCAUGAGAGGCAUUGUUGAUGAGCUCACUUCAAAGACCUGUAUUGAAAUCACAUCUGUGGAGCCUACCACCGCAUGUAAGGGAGAACCCUAUGAAGUGAUUAUUCAUGGAAAAGGUUUUCAGAAUACAAAGGGGCAGGACGAAGUUAUUUGCAGAUUCACUUUUGGCGAGGACAAAGUUGUUGAUGAAAAACCAGUCAGUAUGGAUGCAACCACCAUCACUUGCCCUGGACCAAAGAUAAAAGAUUCUGGAGAAAAGAUCAGUGUUUCAGUCAGCCUGAACAAUGGCCACAUCUUCCAUUCAAACGAGGAAGUCACCGUCACCAGCACCGAUUGCGAAUUUGAUAUUCCAUACUGGGUCUGGUUUCUGCCCCUGCUGCUGCUGCUCCCACUGCUGCUGUGGUUGUGUUGGCGUCUGUGCUGUAAGAAGACCGUCAAGGAGCCACCACCUGAGCCAGUAAAGAAGCCAAAACCACCUCCUCCACUGCCACCUCCCCCACCGCCACCACCAACAUGCCCCACAGUGGUUGUCUGUUGCUCUGGGUGCCACGAAGUGUGCGCAGCAUGCGGGAUGAGAAGUCCAAAGGACAAUUUGCAUCACUUGUGCAACCUUGUUCGGCCAAACUGCAGCAAAUUGCCAUUCGUGUGUUAUCCACGCAAGGUCAAGGCACGACACCCCAGUUUAGCCCUGAUGCAGCCCCGAUCUGCACCCUGCAACCCAAAGAUCAGCCUUCCCUCCUGCCAGGAGCGCUGCCCUACCACCUACUCGUCCAAGUGCCACCCCAUCACCAGCUUGUCCAAGUGCCACCACCACCCAGUCAGGUGCCCAAGGGCUCCCUCCAGGAUGUUGCCGAUUCUCAGUCCAUCUUCCUAGGCACCCUGAAAAUCCCCUAUAUGCAUCCCACCCCCAUAGCCCAACCUCUAAGUCACCAAACACUCAUGAUUGACAGGCUUUUAUCUGCUGAAUUGGACAUGUACAUUAAGUCUUGGUUUCUGAUCAAAGGAGUUGGAAUUUGUUGCUGAUCAGCCAAAGAAUUUGUCCCCUGGGGAGCCUGCUCCACAUGUGAGAUGUAUUUACACUGCACCUGCCAGGACAGCCAGCCUGGGGUCCUGUGGGUGCUGGGCACAAGCCACAUAGGCUCAAACUCAUGGGGCCACAUUUUUCUCCGGAG
Molecule: messenger RNA, 1888 nt
Organism: Nycticebus coucang (slow loris)
Lineage: Eukaryota; Metazoa; Chordata; Mammalia; Primates; Lorisidae
Gene: ANTXRL
Product: ANTXR like
Exons: 17
Coding region: 1-1590 (529 amino acids)
Cellular component (GO): membrane
Molecular function (GO): signaling receptor activity
Source: RefSeq, a predicted model, not a curated record